Acanthosepion pharaonis is the source of this 591-nucleotide messenger RNA. The record is from the annotation of a GenBank genome assembly. Lineage: Eukaryota; Metazoa; Mollusca; Cephalopoda; Sepiida; Sepiidae.
AUGGAUUCACAUUUACGAUUCUUCAUCCUACUCGUGCCGAUUUUCGUUACAAUUCUUAAAACUGACGCCUUUAACAACGACAGGGUUUUCCUCGUCUCUCCAAGACAAAGAGACAGUUCAAGAAAUAAUACUUGCAUGAUCCCGGCCGAGAAAAGUAACGUAACGUGCUGUGUGUGCCCCGAUAACUGUGAACUGACAUAUCCUAGAAAGCCGACGAAAAUCUAUUCAAUGGGCAUCAAAGUUUUCCGGUUUUAUUUCUCUAUGAAAGGAUCAGUCAACAGAAACAUCUUGAACAUUCAUUUGUAUAUAUGCGUACGAAACUCCACCAGUGACAUUAUCUCUCAGGAAUGCCUUCAAAAGAACCCUCUUCGUCUUACCUUUUCUAAUCCUUUUAUAUUUUUUCAUAUCUUUUUUCUCUUUUUCCUCUUUUUUACUCUCUUGACUUUUCCUCUACCUUUUUUCUCUUGUCUUUUCUCCUCCUCCUCCUUCAUUGCUUUUCCUUUCCUCCUCCUUUUUCCUAUCUUGUCUUUUCCUUCUCUUUUUCUUUUGUGUCUUUUGUUCCUCCUUUGUUUCUUUUUUUUUCUCUCUUGA